Messenger RNA from Ectocarpus sp. CCAP 1310/34, 2395 nucleotides. The record is from the annotation of a GenBank genome assembly. NCBI's taxonomy places the organism in Eukaryota, Phaeophyceae, Ectocarpales, Ectocarpaceae.
GCAUCCCCCGACAUGAGGUCGGCAGAACCCAAGGCUAUUUCUAGAGGCAUCACCGUUCUGAGCAACUCCCAGAGCUACGUCAAGUCGUUCGACGGCAUGGCGUACGAGCUCAAGGGUAAGAUCAAGGAGACCGGGAGCACAGCAGACAUCGAAAAGGCAAGCAAGGAGACCGCGGAGCUGUACGAGAGCGCGUCGAGCGUGAAGAAGGCGAACAAGCUGGUGCGGCUCCUGAUCGAAGUGGAACGCGCCCUGAACUCCGCCGAGGCGGCCGAGAUCGCGUCGCAGUCGGACCCUAGUCGCGCGGCGCAGUACAUGAAGGAUGCGGGUCUACGGUUUCUGCCCGAACCGCCGCCGCCGCCGCCGCCGUCGGAGGACGAUAGCAACGCCAACUCUACCGUUGCCGCCGGCACUCAGGGGGACAAGAACGGUGGUGGGGCAAACGGGUCAACGAGAGUCUUUCCUGCGCGCCGCCCGCGAGAGAAAUCGAGCCCAGGACUAAGCGAGACGGCGGCAAGGAGACGACGAGCCGCCGCCACCGCCGCUGCCGCUGGUGGCGGUACUGCGACAGGUUCCUCCUCUUCCUCCGCAGCAGCAGAAGGUCCAGGCGUUAGCGGUGGCGGCGACGACAGCGGCCAGAGGAAAACGAAUAAGAAGAAGAAGAAUAAGAAGAAGGUACGGGCAAGAAGCAAAGGAGAGGUCGGCGGCGCCGCCGCGGCGGGCGCGGCGGCAGCAGCCGGAGGAGAACCGCUGGAGGCAUUCGUGGUCGCCGUUGCCGGGUGCGAGGUGCGGUGUUUCCUGAUGCUGGACGAGCGGGGCGGGGAGGAAGGGGAGGGGCGGCUGGUGGUGGCGGUCGGCGACUCGCUCACGGGAGAAGCCCUGCUCGAGAGCCUGUUCGAGGAGCCCGCGGUGGUGCAGCUUGCGUCCCACGGGCUCAUGCGCGAGACGGCUUACGUGAACAGGGUGGCGUUUCAGUGCGCGUGCGACAUCCUGGAGUGGGCCGGGCCUUUCAUCAAGGCGUCGGUCGAGCCGGGGGGCGCAUUCGAAGGCUACCGCGUCCACUGCGCGGGGCACUCUUUCGGGGGAGCCGUGGCGGCCUGCCUGGCUGGCCUGCUGGACGGCGCGAUCGACGUGGAGCCAUCCGGGAAGCGAGGAGGAGGAGGAGGAGGCGCAGCAGCGGGGGCACCAUCAGUGGGGCAGAGGAACGGUGCGGGUUCGGGAGGGAAGAGCUCCAGAGAUCUGCGAAGCGCAGGGGGCGGAAGGUCGCCGGCUUCUUCCUCGGGCGAUGAGCCGAGCGAGGAGUCGAGCGAGGAGGACGGCGGCGGCGGCGCGGUACGGGUCGACGGGGCAGAACCGUGGGUCGGCAUCCGCCGGGACGGGGUGACGUGCGUGACCCUAGGUUGCCCCCCGUGCCUGUCGCAGAAUCUGCGUCUCCCCUUCGUGACGUCCUUCGUGCUGGGGGACGACAUGGUCCCCAGAACCAGCCACGAGUCCCUGCGGCGGCUCAAGCGCAGGUUGCUGCAGGCGAGUGUCAUGCCCAAGGGGAAGGGUUUGCUAUCGCAGGGGGUGGCGUUCAGCACGAGCCUCUUCACGGACGUGGCAGGGGUGGCGAUGCAGGGGGUCCGGCAGGCUACGACGCUGGGGGAGGACGACGCCCGGCUGACAGUGCCUGGUCGGGUGUGGUUCGCCAAGCCCAGGCGGCUCAAGAACGGGGCGACGCUGAAGCGGGUGAUGCGGGGCAACGUCAAGGAGGACAUGCUCUGGCAGCUCCACGACAUAAUGCUAACCAAGAGCAUGCUCUCGCACCACCGACUCGACAAGUACAUCAAGAUCCUCGACAGAGUCUGAACCCUUUUUCUUUUUCGCAGUCGUAGCCUUCGCAGGAUUUUCCGAUAAAGUGAACAUGUUUGAUAAAGGAUGCAACCGGAGAAGUUGGGCUAGGUUAAGGGUCUGCGUAACCCCUCCCUGUCUGUUCUCUGUUCCCACAUUAACUUACUAUUCUCGCGAAGGCGGCAUUUUUUGGGGGGUCUGCCAAUGGCGGUGGAUGCCGUAGAAUAGUGCAGCGUUCGUCGCGUCACUAAUGCUGCCGCCCGCUUCGGUCGUACCUGUUGUAUCGUAUGCAUAGCCCGAGCAUCUUUUUGGAGCUUUGCGCAACAGCAAGAUACCCGAGGUUUGGGACAGCCCAAGGGCCACCAAACAAACCGACGUGCUGGCAGGAGCCAACCGAGUACCGCCGGCCGUACAGGGACGCUGUGAUGUGGGCGAGGAUGAAGUGCCAAUUGUCGUUUCAUUUUUUUUUUUUUUCGGGAUACAGUGCUGUUUUUGCCCAGCCCGGUUGUUGGACGCGUUUGUCCUGAGGCGACAGGCAGCAGCUGGAGGAGAAAAUAUUAUUUUGUUG